UUUCUAUUUCCAUAAACAUAAAAAACAUUUUUGAUUAACAAAUAAUUGUGUACAUUUGUGGACUACAGUGUGAUGCUAUAAGACAUGCACACAAAAUGUACCGAUUUAAACAGCAUGAUUAAGGCUUACAUCUACUGAUGAUGUCCUGACGCUCCUCUUUUCUAGCUCUUCAUAAAAUAUCUGUGCCUCAACAAAUGCUUCAGGGUUCCCAGCAGUUUAAAGCCAACAGAGAGGAGGGUGCAGGAUUCCCUCGCCAUCUGUAGAAGGUUCGAGCCUCACUCUCGUUGGAGGUAGACACAUACAACGCGAAGAUUUCUGCAACAUGAUACAGUGCAGUUUAAAAUCUUGGUUCUUUUUGUUUUUUCUAUUUUUCGUAUUGAGCUUAGAUCCAGAUUUGCCCCAAGACAGAAGAUACAGGAAAGGACUAGAAACUGGAGCCUGGAGCCUCAAGUCGCUGCCCAGCCGUGACGUUCGGUGGCCAGCAGGUGUCAGUGCGCUCUCGUUCUGUCACGGCUCAGGGCCUACGCCUCCAGGACCCUUCCCCACUGCCCUUCAAGGGGGCGCAGUGCAGACCCCAGCCCACGAACGUCCCGCAGAUAGCUCUAAGGCUGCAAGGAUAUGUGGCUUUCUCUUCCCCAAUAUGAAUAAGUCAGGCCUGGUCCGCUCACACGCGGCUGUUGUCCAUUCCGCUUCAGCGGUUCCAUAGGAACCUGCACAUGCUUAUCUCUCCAGGAUCUUUUUCAACCCGGCCACCACCAGGAACACCUGCCUGGCUGGGGCGGGGCUGCUUCGCCAGCGACCCCUACACGACGCUGCGGCUCCGUCUCCUAAUUCGGGUCCCAGCACCCUGGUACCCUUUACGGCUAGAACCCAGUUAGAUCGGUGUACUGUCUGCUGGCCCGCCCGGAGCUGCACGGCCAACUCCCAGCAGGGGCCGCUCCCCACUCCUUAGGCUCUCUCUUAAAGCCCCUUGUUCACGGUACCCGCCUUCCCAAAAGGCCAGUACAGCCUGCGAGGCAGCGCUCUCUGGGGUCCGACGCGGGUGCGGGCUCUAGACCUGAGUAGGGAAGGCGCGAGGGGCGGAGGGCUUCCCACGUGGGGGCUGACGCUGGCUGCUCGGCAACGCCGGCUUCAUCCUGGGACUAUAAAACCAGUGCACAGUAGAGCGGCGGAGCAGCGCUUCUGUGCAGACGCCCAGCGGCCGGUGCACGCCGCCCAGCCACCCCAGCGCCUUCAGCCCCAAGUCCUGCUAAAACUCCAAAGGUCUUCGGACCCCUGCGGGUCUGCUGCACUCAGAGCCCACCCAGUUGGCGGUUAGCAGCCACCCUUGCCUUGGCCGCGGCUUCCGGAGAGUCAAUCGCUCACCUAGCUUGGCCCUGAGGACGGGAGGGGGGUGCCUUCAUGCGGCCCCCACACCCUUCAUCCCGCCGCUGCCGCCCCCCCGAGCUCAGUGAGCUGCGUCCCAGCCCCAGCAGGGCGCACAACUUUGGAAGUCCCGUGGCUCUCCAAGAGGAAGCAGAGUCUGCGCCCUCGCCUGAGGUCCGGCCCAGCCCGCUCCACCGCGCCUGGGGGGCAGCGACAGAAUCGGAAAUCGCUUCGAGGGUAUAAGAAGACCGACCUAGGACCCUGAACCCUCACCAACACCCCUUGGCUGCCUUUUGGGGUAAGACUUCCUGCUUUCUCUCAGCUCAAGAGUCAAGAAUUAAAUCUCUAACUGCCAGCUGGCCCUACUCUAUCCUGCCUCUUAGAAACAAACUUGGCUGUGUUGGGGAGCUGGAAAAGAGAAGGCGCCCACCCGGAGCGGUGGACCAGCCCGUGCCAGUUCGCGGGCAUUAGUUUAUGGACAACUAGCAGUCCCCCAGCUUGGGCCUUGGUUCCCUAUGUGAGGCACGGCGGGACGGUCCGCGUGCCGGAGGAAGAGGAGGACCCACGGACGCGGGGCCGGAAGGCAGCUGGCAGCAGGCCCAGGAGAACCGGCACCCGCGUUCAUGUUCCGCCAGGAGCAGCCGCUGGCUGAGGGCAGCUUUGCGCCCAUGGGCUCCCUGCAGCCGGACUCUGGCAACACGAGCUGGAACGGGACUGAGGCGCCCGGGGGCGGCACCCGGGCCACCCCUUACUCCCUGCAGGUGACACUGACUCUAGUGUGCCUGGCUGGCCUGUUGAUGCUGUUCACGGUGUUUGGCAAUGUGCUGGUUAUUAUUGCAGUGUUCACUAGUCGUGCACUUAAAGCGCCCCAAAACCUCUUCCUGGUGUCUCUGGCCUCAGCGGACAUCCUGGUGGCCACGCUGGUCAUUCCCUUUUCUUUGGCCAACGAGGUUAUGGGCUACUGGUACUUUGGUAAGGUGUGGUGCGAGAUCUACUUGGCUCUCGACGUGCUCUUUUGCACGUCGUCCAUAGUGCACCUGUGCGCCAUCAGCCUGGACCGCUACUGGUCCAUCACACAGGCCAUCGAGUACAACCUGAAGCGCACACCACGCAGGAUCAAGGCCAUCAUCGUCACCGUGUGGGUCAUCUCGGCCGUCAUCUCCUUCCCGCCCCUCAUCUCCAUAGAGAAGAAGGGCGCUGGAGGCGGCCAGCAGCCGGCCGAACCAAGCUGCAAGAUCAAUGACCAGAAGUGGUAUGUCAUCUCGUCGUCCAUCGGUUCCUUCUUCGCGCCUUGCCUCAUCAUGAUCCUGGUCUAUGUGCGUAUCUAUCAGAUCGCCAAGCGUCGCACCCGCGUGCCGCCCAGCCGCCGGGGUCCGGACGCUUGUUCCGCGCCACCUGGGGGCGCCGAUCGCAGGCCCAACGGCCUGGGCCCGGAACGCGGAGCGGGCCCCGCGGGCGCCGAGGCCGAGCCUCUCCCAACCCAGCUUAACGGUGCCCCGGGGGAGCCCGCGCCCGCUGGGUCCCGCGACGGGGAUGCGCUGGACCUAGAGGAGAGUUCGUCGUCCGAGCAUGCCGAGCGGCCCCCGGGACUCCGUAGACCCGAGCGCGGUCCCCGGGCCAAGGGCAAGACCCGGGCGAGCCAGGUGAAGCCGGGAGACAGUCUGCCUAGGCGCGGACCUGGGGCCGCGGGGCCUGGGACUGCUGGGUCCGGGCCUGGAGAGGAGCGCGGUGCCAAAGCGUCGCGCUGGCGCGGGAGGCAGAACCGCGAGAAGCGCUUCACGUUCGUGCUGGCAGUGGUCAUCGGCGUGUUCGUGGUGUGUUGGUUCCCGUUCUUUUUCACUUACACACUCAUAGCGGUCGGCUGCCCCGUGCCCUACCAGCUCUUCAACUUCUUCUUCUGGUUCGGCUACUGCAACAGCUCCCUGAACCCGGUCAUCUACACCAUCUUCAACCACGACUUCCGCCGCGCCUUCAAGAAGAUCCUCUGCCGCGGGGACAGAAAGCGCAUCGUGUGAGCGAGUGGGAUGUGCCCUGCUUACAGACGCUUGUUCGAUGCAGGGCCCGGGCUUCGAGGGGGCGCGUCUGUGCAUGCAGCCCCAGCACUUUGAAACCCAGGACCUACCUGCUCCGUGUGUUAUCUAACUAGGAGGGAGCCCCGUGGUGUUUGAGGGCACCUUUUGCUACAUGUGUAAAGUCUGGCUGAGAGGGACACAUGCGCCUUUUGGUGGUUGCUUCGGUUGCUCUCCACCCACAGCCAUUUUCUAGGGGCUACCCCGAUCAGUAUUGUUUCCUAAAGACAUUGCCACCCUCUCCACCAGUCUGACUCUCCCAAGCUCUUCAGAGCAAGCGCAGUACUAGAGAAGGCAUGGCUGCCAAAGGGUUAAUUAACCAAGGUUUCCUAGCCCGGGCUAAUUACCACUCCCCCAACCCCCCUUUAAAAACCCAUUCAGGGCAGCCCUGCCUGCUCUCCCCACCCCCACUGUAAAUAUACAUUAUUUUUGAUAUCAUACUUUGAAGUCUUCAGUGUUGGCAUUGGUGUGAUGUUGAAAUCAUGGCCGUGGAGAUGCUCUCCAGUGGCUAACCUGGUCCAGACCAAACUCCUUCGCGAAGCAAGCCCUUUUCUAGUAUUAUGUCGCUGUCAGUGCUUUUUACCAGUAACUGGUGACAGUCCCUUGGACACAGACCUGCUUUGAGAUUUCCCGACAGGAAAAGGGUUUCUGUUCAUGUUCCUCCCCCUCCUCCCGCCCGUGCCUGACAGCAUAAUUGCCUUUUCCUAUGUAAAUAUUAGAGCGAUGGACCAAGACAGAAGGAAAUGAACCUUCCGCCUUGCAUCAGCCCUGUGUAUGAAGCCAUUAUCUUCUGAGGCACCACUUGCCCCAGUAACUCACUUUGAAACGGUCUCUGUGGAUCCCCACUACUCUGGGGCCAAGGCUUGAAGAAGAAUAUGUGUGUUUCUAGAUUGUAUGUGUGCCGCCCCUCCCCCAGAAAGAGCCAUCUAAGAGGGAAUCUUUUAGCUGCUGAUUUUAGCCACACAGAAGUGGAAAUUAUGCGGAAGAAACAAACCUGAUACAAUUUGCACAAGGUAAACAGUGAGAAGACAAAUGGGCCUGCCACACUGUACAGUGCCAACCCCAAGAGCUCUUAGGUAGGAAAGUGUUCCCUCCCCCCUGCUUUUCUGGCUGAGAUCAUGCCACUAAUGAAUUGCCAGAGUCAGGGAGGAAGGCAGAGAUUUUGUGUUUACAGCAGGGUUUCUACUUAUUUUGGGUGGAUAGGAAGGCCUGUGCUCUGAUUUAGAAAACUAAAUGUCAGCACUUGUUGCUUAUGACAGUGGAUUUUUUUUUAAAAAAAUAAAGUUUACAGAUCAAAUGUGAAAUAAACAUGGAUUA
Molecule: messenger RNA, 4751 nt
Organism: Microtus ochrogaster (prairie vole)
Lineage: Eukaryota; Metazoa; Chordata; Mammalia; Rodentia; Cricetidae
Gene: Adra2a
Product: adrenoceptor alpha 2A
Biological process (GO): G protein-coupled receptor signaling pathway; platelet activation; regulation of vasoconstriction
Cellular component (GO): plasma membrane
Molecular function (GO): alpha2-adrenergic receptor activity; epinephrine binding
Source: RefSeq, a predicted model, not a curated record